CGCGCCCCACGCCUCUCCAUGGGGCACAAGCCGCCGCCGGCACCCUGCCUGCCUUCACGGACAGGGCCGCAGCCCGGCCCACCGGGGCUGCAAGGCUGGGGACCGACCCACGGCUGCGUCCCACCCAGGAGCCCCGGCGUGGACUGCAGCCUGGACAGCCACCAGCCAGCCCUCCAGGAGCAUGGCCCAGCAGGACAGCAAGCAGGGGCCUCAGACAAUGGCUCUCGUGGCCCCCGAACUGGAGUGCAAGAUCUGCUACAGCCGCUACGAUGCCCGUGCCCACCGACCCAAACUGCUCCACUGCGGCCACCGCCUCUGUGCCAAGUGCCUCUGCAAGAUGGUGCCACUGGGGGAUGCGUCGCCCUGCCAGCUCCGCUGCCCCUUCUGCCGCCAGCACAGCCCAGUGCCCGGUGGGGACGUGCAGCAGCUGCAGGACGACGGCGAGGCACUGGCAUUGCUGACAGGCCAUGAGAAGACCAAGAAGCGGGGUCCCACCCGAUCCCCUGAAGUCCUCCUCUGCCCCAGUGUGCUAGAGCCCUCACCCGGCCCUGACUGCCUGGUGGUCACCAUCCUGGAGGUGCCGGAGGAUGUGGCCCCGCCGGAGGGCCUGGGCAGGCUUGAGGUGGUGCGGCUGUACCGCCCUGCCAGCCUGGGCACACUGCCCUGCCACGGCCCCGGGCAGAAGUGCCACUCCUGGGGAUGGCGAGCCGUCCCUCGCUUCAUCCUGGGUGUCCUCUGCCUCCUCUACUUCAGCUCCCUGCCCUUCGGCAUCUACCUCCUGCUCAUCGAGCACCACAGCCUGGGCAUCGUUCUGGUCAGCCUCGUGCCCUCCACCCUCCUCCUCUGCAUCGUCUACAGCCUCUGCCAGUGUCUGUGCCGGGAGGUCUUUGGGUUCCCCCACUCCUGAUCCUGCACAGCUGAACGCCAUGCCCACCCUGGGAAGGCUCUGGGUGCCUUGGAGCGUUGUCCUUUGGGGUACGGGUGUACCCUGACCCAUGGCUGACCCACAGCAUGGAGGUCUACUUGGACCACGGGGAGAUGCUCAGCAGCUGUUGCCUUCCCUUGCAGAACAGUGCGGGCUUUGCCAAACGGGAGACCACACCGGAGCGGCUACAGGAGCUCAUUGCAGCCUUCAAGCAUUCAAGCCGGACCCUCAGCUCCUCAUCUUCCUCAUCUUCCUCCUCCACAGCAAAGAGCGGGAGCUGGGUCGAGAGCAAAGCAGGAACUGGGAGACUAAUCCCAGCUAAGGAAGCGCGAGUGCUCAGCACCCAGCGCCGCAGCUGGAGGGGCCCCAGCAGCUGGCCAUAGCCUGGCGCCGGCAGGAGAAGGACGGGCAGAGCCCGGGGGCUCCUGCGGCCGGACUGGCACCAGCACAGCUCCGUGUCCAUAGUGUAAAUAGUUCUGUCCGUGGCGCCCGUGCUCCCCGCAGGGCUGCUCCCAUUGCAUCCGUGUUCCUUUCCCACAUGUGUGAGUCCCGUGUUUGCCGACGCUGUGUACCGUUUAGGGGAGGAGCGGAGAAGAGGAGUUUCUUUGGUGUGUAAAGACGUCUUUGCAGCUGUUUUGUAGUCGUUGUGGUUUUUAUGCGGAGCCUCUGGGCUUUAUUUAACCUCCUUGGGUUUUGUUUUGUAAGGAUUAAUUUAACACCGCUAACCAUUUUAUUACUUUUAUCAAGAAGAGCAAAGUCUCUUUUUGAUCUCUGUUUCCUAGUUCUUAGGAACAUUAAAAGCUGCCAUACAGCUC
This is a messenger RNA of Falco peregrinus (peregrine falcon), 1740 nucleotides long. RefSeq names its product E3 ubiquitin-protein ligase RNF182-like. The record is from RefSeq and is a predicted model, not a curated record. The transcript has 2 exons. NCBI's taxonomy places the organism in Eukaryota, Metazoa, Chordata, Aves, Falconiformes, Falconidae. Bases 182 to 907 code for a protein of 241 amino acids.